Messenger RNA from Cantharellus anzutake, 1727 nucleotides. RefSeq lists its product as uncharacterized. Lineage: Eukaryota; Fungi; Basidiomycota; Agaricomycetes; Cantharellales; Hydnaceae. Gene Ontology annotation, molecular function: D-amino-acid oxidase activity; FAD binding. The record is from RefSeq and is a predicted model, not a curated record. The transcript is spliced from 8 exons. Bases 407 to 1537 code for a protein of 376 amino acids.
CGCCUACUGUGUAAUUUUAGACUUUCAACCGGUGCCUGCUCUUCAGUGGGCCUGGGUUUCUCCAGGGGAGGCCUAUGCAUUAUUCGCACGAAUUUAAACAGUGCAGUGCAUGUAAUAUAAGCCGAUAGAUUGAGACGUACUUAACUAAUUUUCUAAGAAUAUGUCGCAUAGUGCUCGAACUCAUGCGCGGUGCUAUUAAUACGCAGUGCACAACUGCCUUGCCGUCAUCUUCCUUGCAUAGCCGAGCGCUUGUAGUGUAUAAUCUAACAGUUUUCUCGCAUAAUAAUUAUCAGCCCUUUCCCACCUCUACAUCUACUUGGGUUCGUCAUAACGUACAAACUCAUUACUUGAUCGCCUCAGCCCCAACACGAUAGACAAACAGUGCUUUCGAUAGUUCACUCAGACAAUGACGACGCCUAUCAUCGUUGUCGUCGGUGCGGGAGUUGUCGGCUUAUCCACAGCCAUCGAAAUUCAAGAAAGGAUUCCAAGCGCUAAAGUUUAUAUCGUCGCAGAGGUUCUACCUGGGGAUCCAAAGUCAAUCAAGUAUACGAGUUUGUGGGCUGGCGCUCAUCAUGUCUCUCUAGCUGAAAACGAGGGCCAACUUAGGUUGGACAGUAAAACGUUCCGAAGAAUGUGGGAAAUGUCGGAGGGCGGGCAUCCAGCGGAACAUUGCUUUUUACGACUUCAACAGACGGAGUAUUACUCUGACAAACGGAACAAUGAAGGGAAUACAGACCGUCUGCAUUUUAUGCCGGAUUACCGGGUCUUCAAGGAUUCUGAGCUGAUCGAAGGGAGUCUUUCUGGUGUGGAAUUCACUACGCUAACCAUCGACACUCCAGUAUACCUCCCAUACCUCCUCUCUCGGUUUGAAUCUGCAGGAGGAACCAUCAUUCGGGCCUCGAUCUCCGCUCUUUCUUCCCUUCUCACCGGCACGCUCGUUCCAGAAAAACCUUCGGCAAUCAUCUCUUGUCCAGGUCUUGGAGCGGCAACCAUCAAAGGGAUCGAGGAUCCGGAUGUUUAUCCCAUAAGAGGCCAGACCGUCCUUGUCAGGACACCUUGGGUUAGGUUUGGGAGGACACUUAGUGAACCAGGGGUUGAUGGCAUUUGGACAUAUAUCAUUCCUAGGAGAAGCGGUGAUGUGAUUUUGGGAGGAGUGAAGCAAGUGAAUGACUUCCGGCCCGAGCCACUCAAAGAAAUAACGGAGGACAUCCUUAGGAGAUGUUUGAAACUUUGUCCAGAGUUAGUGACGGGCUCUCCUGAGUUCAAGUCAUCCACCAGCGGCCCUGAAGCUGAAGGGGGAGGAACGCCACGCAAGGUGACGGUGGACGAUCUGAGACCAUUUAUAAUCGAGGAAGGCUGUGGACUUCGUCCUGCAAGGAAAGGAGGCAUUCGCUUUGAAGUGGACUGGCUGUCUGCAGCUGAGAGCACCAAUGGGAAAAUUCCAGUCAUUCAUCAUUAUGGGCAUGGUGGCUUUGGAUAUCAAUCGUCCUGGGGUAGUGCGGAAAAGGCUGUUGAUUUGUUGCAGACUGUCUUGUAAACGAGCUUCCAGUCAUUUUCGCGCGCGUCGUGCAUGCUUGCCGUUUCCCCGGCCUGAUUCGCAGCGAUGCAAUAUGUAAUAUAUGUAGUCAGAGAGAUCAGAAUCAAAUUGGGAAUGUUUCCGUUUCAUCAAUGUCCACGCCUCAGCGUACAUGUACAUACAUGCAUGUACCAUGUCGAUGAAAUCGUUG